Molecule: messenger RNA, 312 nt
Organism: Miscanthus lutarioriparius
Lineage: Eukaryota; Viridiplantae; Streptophyta; Magnoliopsida; Poales; Poaceae
Source: the annotation of a GenBank genome assembly
AUGUCGUGGACAUGGAGGAGCCAGCGGUGCUGCCUGCUGCUGCUGCUGACACAGCGACGCCGGGAGGGCGAUGCCGCAAACGAUUGGCAGAUAGAGCAUUCGCUCUGGGAGGGCGACGCCGCAAAGAAGCCUGUGCACGUCCCCGAGGAACACGGGACAAAGGCAGCCGAGCAGGAGGCCGUCGCCGCCGCCUGCCCCCGUCGACCGACCAUCGCGGGCGACGACGACGGCAUUCGCACAUUGCCCGCCCAGACGGUGUACUUUGAUUCUUUUUGUGCUGUUGCGGUCACCGUACACCAUAGUACCGUGUAA